UCACCUUGGCCCAUUUACACACGCCAGGCUAUAGGUAACGCAGUGCACUCAUGUGCAAUGGUUGUAGGGACAAUCCACAGGCGCUUCUGAUGCAGCGUCUCUGAUCUGCAAUGUUGUCCCGUCUUCCUCUCCACGGAUGCUGCCUGACCUCCAGUGUCCUUCAACGUUCCCAGUUUUAUUUCAGGUUUCCAGUGUCUGCAGCUUAUCGAUUUCCAAUCCACACUGAUAGGCAGAAUGCAAGGAUACCCGAAGAGUGGGGCCGGUCUGUCAUUGCAUAACACCGGGGUACAGUACAGAUGCUGCUCAACCCUCCAGCAGAUCGUUUGUUGCUCCAGAUUCCAGCAUCUGCAGGUCCUCCUGCCUCCUCUGCAGGUGAUUGCUCCAGGGGCAGGCAGGGAUUUGAUGGGUUGAACGGCCUCCUUGUGGUUGAGCAGGAGGUCCAGAGGUGGAGAGGGAUGGACAAAGCCUGCUUACUUCACGAGACAUCACAAGUGAUGUAACAAAGGGGUGAUUUCACUGUCCAUUGUACAUCAUCACCACAUGGUGGGGAGGCAAUGUGUCGAUGCAAAGGAGACACACACUCGGUCUCAAUGAAGACAUCGCUUCCAGAAGGAAGGGACUGCAAAAGGCACGGGGAGGAAAGUACUCAGCACCAGGAGGACAGAGCAGCUCUCCAGGAAAUGACCGAUGGAGGAAUUUCUGGGCAGCUACAUCAUCUUCCUCAUCCUGCUCUUCAUUGAAACCAAAGGAAUCCCUCCCGCCACCCUCGCUCUCAUCAUUCUCAACAUGUUCAUCUUCCUGGCGCCGGAGCUCAGCGUGGGCGAAGUCUGCCUCAGCGUCACCACCACGGUCUACAUGUGUGAGUGGCAGCGGCUGCUGCUCGCCCCCCUGCAUCACAUCGAUAUCGAUCACCUGGGCUUCAACAUGGCCUCGCUGGUGUGGAAGGGCAGCCGGCUGGAGCGGCGGAUUGGCAGCGCCCGUUUUAUGAUCUCCGUCUGCGUCUUCGGCCUGCUGACCGGCCUCAUCUACCUGUCCAUAAAGGCCGGCCUCUCCCACCUGCUCAACGAAACCUUCAAUGCAGACUGCGCUGUGGGAUUCUCAGGAAUCCUUUUUGCUCUAAAGGUGAUUAAUAAUGGCCACUGUGCAGACGGAAACAUCCCAGGGCCAUUCCAGAUCAAGAAACGAGACGCUUGCUGGGCAGAGCUCGCCUUGAUCCACUUACUCUCUCCAAGAUCUUCGUUUGUUGGCCAUCUGGCAGGCAUCUUAGUUGGUUUAGCUUAUGUGAAAGGUCCCCUCAGAACGAUCAUUAAUUGGUUUACCGGCAAAGAACACAGUAACGUGCAAUUUUCAGAGUGCUGCCUUGUGCGGAAUCUCCAACUGGACCAGGAGCCUAUCAGAGAGUAUGAGCUGGUAGCUCCACCCAGGCACCGCAGACAACGCAAGAGGUAUUAGUAGACCGUACCCUCCACCCCAUUCCCCACAACACCCCCUCUGCCUCCCAGGUCUUCGGCAGACCAAGCCUCCGCAGCUCUCUGCCAAGCCAGACACAGUGCUCUGGAAAUCAGGUGAGUGUAGCAUAGGCCCAACAGUUUUCUGACCUGAGUGCCUCUCUGAAUCUGUGGCAUUAGGAUUAGGAAAGUUCUGGCACUAUCUAAUCGUCAGCCCAGGGGAGGAAACUAAAGGACCAGUGUUUUAGACUGUGACCUCAUCCAGGAACCGUGUGGAAUGCAGAAGUUGGGAGGUCACGUUGCAGCUGAGCAAGACGUUGGUGAGACAGUGUGUUUCUGGUUGCCCCAUGAUAGUAAAGAUGUCAUUAAGCUGGAGAGAAAGCAGAAAAGAUUCACAAGGGCAUUACUGGGACUGGAGGACUUGAGUUAUAAAGGUAGGCUGAGACUUUUGGGUGGCUGGAUGGAGAUACAUCUCUACCAAAGGAGAGGUAAGGUGCUCCUUCCCUCCGCUAGCCUGCAGGUCACCCUUGGGCAAUGAUUAGCACCUGCUUAGCCCCCCUGUUCGGGGUCAUGUGAAGCCAUGGGUGCAGCCGGUGCAUAUCACAAGUCCUGGCUAUGUGACCACUGACGUCAGGCAGACAAUCUCUGAAGAGUAUUGAUAAUGGCUGGGGUCACCUGCUUUGUAAAGACUCUGUCCAGAAGGCAAAAGCAAACCACUUCUGUAGAAAAAUUUGCGAAGAACAAUCAUGGUCAUGGAAAGACCAUGAUCACCCAUGACAUAUGAUAUGCUACAUAAUGAUGAUAAUUUGCAGGAUUUACAAUGGCAAGAUUGGGGAUAUUGUGGACAGUGAGA
Messenger RNA from Mobula hypostoma (lesser devil ray), 2301 nucleotides. RefSeq names its product rhomboid-related protein 4-like. The transcript is spliced from 6 exons. The record is from RefSeq and is a predicted model, not a curated record. The coding region runs from base 688 to 1452 and encodes 254 amino acids. Gene Ontology annotation, molecular function: serine-type endopeptidase activity. Gene Ontology annotation, cellular component: membrane. Lineage: Eukaryota; Metazoa; Chordata; Chondrichthyes; Myliobatiformes; Myliobatidae.